Messenger RNA from Cherax quadricarinatus, 1206 nucleotides. Its product is annotated as oplophorus-luciferin 2-monooxygenase non-catalytic subunit. Lineage: Eukaryota; Metazoa; Arthropoda; Malacostraca; Decapoda; Parastacidae. The record is from RefSeq and is a predicted model, not a curated record. Gene Ontology annotation, molecular function: protein binding.
AUAAAUUAUCUCGCUCACAUGUACACGGAGACGCACACUGGUGCAGGAUGGUGUUAAAGGUUGUGGUGACGUGUGUGGUGGUGCUUGGUGUGGUGGUGACUCCGGAAUCCACAAUCAGAGAGUCACAGCCUAAGGAGUGGCCUUGCCCUGGCAGUACGGAGAUCUCACCUUGCAUAUGUACAGCUGAUCCCCACUUUGAUAUGAGUCUGGAUUGUUCCCUAGUGAAGAGCAAUGACGAAUUAGCCAGAGUGUUUAGUUCCGUGUUUCCCUUCGGUGAAUUUGUGGAGCUCACGAUUCAGCAGAAUCCCAGUGAUCCGGAGUAUAAUCUAAACGCACUUGAGCCGAAUAUAUUCAUUGGACUUUCUUUUGAGAGAAUCAUCAUCACAGGAACUAAGCUGACAGCCAUAGAGGAGAAUACUUUCAGCGACUCUUACAAAUUCCUCAGCUAUCUCAACCUCUCAGACAAUAAAAUAACAUAUUUCCCAUUUCAAACUCUUCUAAUGUAUACAGAGCUUCAGACGCUGAUACUUGACGAUAACCAGAUUGAUGUCCUGCCAUCAAUCCAGUCUGACUCGCUGGAAAUUCUCAGCAUCAGUGGCAAUGAAGAAAUACAACUCACUGACUUCCUUGGUACACCAGCGUUACGGGAAAUAUAUUUGGCACGAAAUAAACUGGAAGAACUUCCAUUUAAAUGGGUUUGGGAUCUGCUACACCUUACCGUAGUGGACCUGGAGGGAAAUGAGAUUGCAUUUCUGGAUGAAUAUUACAUCGCCUCUCAGAGCAACGCUUUAGCCACCAUCAAUCUGGACUACAACAAAAUUACAGGCAUUAGCUACGACGCUUUUCAAGGGUUGCUUCCUGAUGCUGUAGUCUCAAUGAGGAACAACACAGUAGUUGAACUGGACGAGGACUCAUGGAGUCACCUAUUUGAUCAGCUUGUACCUACGGGAACUCUUGACCUAGCAGGCAACCCUCUGAGGUGUGGCUGCGACAUGGCCUGGAUCUUAUUUUCACCCCAGCAAACAGAUCUCAGCAUCUUCACCAACACUACCACCUGUAAGAGUGGCGGUCAAGUCAUCCACCUUGACGUCCAACUCUUCUGUGAUUUAUGUCUACCUAAUAACUGCUCGGAGUUAUAAUUUUCAGAGUAUGUUUUGCAGAAGCUAUGUCUCCUUGAUCAAUCAUCAGUAAAAAGUUCCUUCCAUC